UAGUUAAAAAACUCGAUCGAAAUGGGUUGUUGUUAUAGCUUCUUCUGCAAAGACGAUACCACCUCUCAGUCUGGAGAGCCCAAUGAAAGGACACAUUUACUAAUAGAUCCCGUCUCGAAUAGCACAAACAUACAGAGAGUGAACAGCGAAGAUAUUUUGAGCAGGAAUUUAAACAAUUUACCAAAGAAGACUGAUGAACAAUCUGCAUUGAAUAGAAUCCUUCAAGAAACCGCUACAAAUGUAAUAGACGUUGCAGCGUUAGAUUCUCACAAUUUGCAACAGCAUGAAUACAUAGACAGAAUGAAAAUAUAUAAUUUCAGAGUACAGCAAGUGUUGGCCUCUAAUAAACAUAAAUACGUGAAGAAAGUCACUUUCAUUUUGCAAGAUAUUCCCAAUCCCGAUAAGGCUCUGAACACCGAACCAAUCAGCGCUGAAGAUUUAAAUAUGAUAACAACCUCGGUGACAUCAGCCGCAGCAGCAAUUAACGAGAUAAAAGUUGAGCACAAAGAAGAUUUGGUCGUUCCUUUUGGUCUCAACAGUUAAAUCUAACGCCAAUGUGCGUUGCCCAAAUUCAACAAUUUUAUUACUUUUAUUAUGAAAAUAUGCCUAAAUUGGAUAUCCAAUAAGCUGCUCUCUGGGCGAUUUUGUAUAUAUAAAUGUAUAUAACUCUAUUGUUGUACCUUCUAAGACAAAUCUGAAAUGUUUAUAUAGAUACCAUUACUAAUGAUUUUAUUUGAUGUAAUAUCUGGCGUUAUUCUAAUAUGUAUUAUUUUAUGAAGUAUUGUAAAUAUGUUUCCUUUUGUGAAUAAAAAUUUAAUGGUAUUUU
Molecule: messenger RNA, 826 nt
Organism: Phyllotreta striolata
Lineage: Eukaryota; Metazoa; Arthropoda; Insecta; Coleoptera; Chrysomelidae
Source: the annotation of a GenBank genome assembly